Molecule: messenger RNA, 414 nt
Organism: Epithele typhae
Lineage: Eukaryota; Fungi; Basidiomycota; Agaricomycetes; Polyporales; Epitheliaceae
Exons: 5
Coding region: 1-414 (137 amino acids)
Source: RefSeq, a predicted model, not a curated record
AUGCUCUCCAUCAACCUCCUCCUUGUCGCUUGGGCUAUCGCAGCCACUUUCGUUGUUUGGUGGCAGCCGCGCUCCUAUCGUCGGGCAGAGCGCGCCAAGCUCGCCUGUUACUUGCUAAACCUCAAGCUGCGCAUGAACGAGAGACAGACCCGCCAAGGCUUCUACACGGGCAGGACCCACCAACUCGUGCCGGUGUCAGAGGGCGCCGAUCUACUUAAGGAGGGGAUUGUGGGGGUCUAUCUCUCGGAUGGGGAAGUCGCGACGUUCUUGCGGAAUCCUAGGCUUCAAGAGUUCCUUCUGCGGAUGUACAACUCGGACAGCAUGCGUCUGGACGAGAUGAUUCGUGACUAUCAUCUGCGCGAGCUUGAGGACUCUGGCAAUGACGACGGGGGGGUUGCGAGCGGGCGGUUCUGA